GAGUUCAGAACGGUGAGGGGCGUCUCUGAUGUAGCCUCUGUAGUCCUUAAUUUCCUUCAGUGCAAGGCUGAAGUGACAGAGAGGGUGAAGUCACUGAUCCAGAUCGUUACUUCCCGGGGCAUAGAGGUGGAACUAGAAGACGAAACAAAACUGGGGAGCAAGUAACAGGUCUGCGGACAGACUUUAGAAAGGUGGUAUGGAAAGCCGGGAUCCCUCAAAGGCUGUCCUUAGCCCUUCCAGCGUGCUGGUGACCGGUGCCAACCGCGGGCUGGGGCUGGAGUUUGUCAGGCAAUUGCUUCAAGUGCCCAAGCCUCCCCAGAAGUUGUUUGCGACCUGCAGGAAUCCCUCUGAUGCCCAGGAACUUCGAGAGCUCGCGGCUCAGCACUCCAAUGUUCGGAUCCUCCGCCUGGAUGUGGAGAAUGUUGCCUCUAUCCAAGAGGCUUCAGUUUCCGUCAAGGAGCAGCUAGAAGGCUUGGGGCUGAAUUUACUCAUCAACAAUGCUGGAAGGGCCAUUAGAAAUACAAUUCACUGCGAGUCGGAAGAAACCAUGCACCUGCUAUACCAGAUUCAUGUCGUUGGUAGCCUAAAAAUGGGCCAGGCAUUCCUGCCCUUGUUGAAGAAGGCCGCCCAAACGGGCCCCCAGGAUAGUCUCAGUUGUAACCGGGCUGCUAUCAUCAACAUUUCUAGUAAUGCAGGCUCCCUAACAGAAGUUGAGGGCUGGGAAUAUGGUCAUUGUUUGUCCUAUCGCUGCAGUAAGGCUGCCCUGAACAUGCUCACCCGGUGCCAAGCCCUGGCCCUUAAAGAAGAAGGCAUCCUGUGUACUGCUAUUCAUCCUGGCUGGGUUCAGACAGAUAUGGGCACUUCUUCAGCUUUUGUGCCUCAUUUGAAGAAAGAAGAAUCAGUGCAAGGCAUGCUGAAGAUCUUUUCUACACUUUCGGAGGAGAAUUCAGGGGGGUUCUACAGUUGGGAGGGAAAGGCAUUGUCUUGGUGAAGUCACAGCCAGCUGGGAGGCAGCUAUAGAGAACGAACUCCAGUUAUCCUUCAUGCCUUUCCAUCAGCAGCCCAGGAGUGACCACCUCAUCUUGGUUUACCUCUUUCCUGAGCUCUGAAUGCCAAUAAAGUUGUUUAACUGCCUCCCUAAA
This is a messenger RNA of Trichosurus vulpecula (common brushtail), 1142 nucleotides long. Its product is annotated as C-factor-like. The transcript is spliced from 6 exons. Bases 197 to 991 code for a protein of 264 amino acids. The record is from RefSeq and is a predicted model, not a curated record. Lineage: Eukaryota; Metazoa; Chordata; Mammalia; Diprotodontia; Phalangeridae.